Messenger RNA from Hyla sarda, 1746 nucleotides. It is a transcript of the gene PTGER1, whose product is annotated as prostaglandin E receptor 1. The coding region runs from base 303 to 1358 and encodes 351 amino acids. Gene Ontology annotation, molecular function: prostaglandin E receptor activity; thromboxane receptor activity. Gene Ontology annotation, cellular component: plasma membrane. The transcript has 3 exons. The record is from RefSeq and is a predicted model, not a curated record. Gene Ontology annotation, biological process: adenylate cyclase-activating G protein-coupled receptor signaling pathway; inflammatory response; positive regulation of cytosolic calcium ion concentration. NCBI's taxonomy places the organism in Eukaryota, Metazoa, Chordata, Amphibia, Anura, Hylidae.
CUGAGCUCCGACACAUCACAGAGAGACAUCAAGUUCACGAAGAGAAGACACCACAAGUGCAAGAUGUCUUGACAUUAAGAAGACGUUUACCAGAAAGGAACUCGACUACAGCCCAGGAGGAGAUUGUAUUAUACUAUUGUAUCAUUAGGCUGUGCAAAGUGAGAUAAUAGGACAUCAUGGACUGUGGGUAAACCAGAGACACACCCCGGGAUUGUCACACAAGGGGCACUAAGAUACCCUACACAGGGUCCUUCUAUUAUUUAUAAUAUUUUCUAUCAUCCUUAACCUAUCAUUCUCCUCCAAUGUAUCCACCACUACACCCCAACUCUUCCUUUUCCACUGUAUUCUCCCCUAUUCCUCCAACUUCCCCCCUGUACUCUACUCCACCAUCAUCUCGUCCCCCUACAUCUACCCCACUUCUUCCAUCCCUCUCUAUGGCUAUUGGGGCAUUAUCCAAUGCCCUGGGCCUCUGGAUCCUUGCACGAGCCUACUCUGUCUCCCGAAGACUGCGACGUUCAAGGGCACAGUUUCUACUUUUGGCUUCUGGACUCCUUUUGACGGACCUGGCUGGUCAUCUGAUAACUGGAUCCUUUGUCCUGUGGCUCUAUUCUAAUGGAGCAUUACCGAUGGCUGGAUGUCAGUUUCUUGGGGGCUGCAUGGUAUUUUUUGGACUUUCACCACUUCUGCUUGGACUUCUUAUGGCAUGUGAACGUUGCAUUGGCCUUACAAGACCACUAUGGCAUUCAGCUGUGGUCACCCAAAGCAAAGCUUGGAUUGGCCUUGGUUUAGCUUGGGCUUUAGCUCUUCUGGUGUCUACUCUACCGCUGCUCGGUUAUGGUACAUAUGGACUGCAACCAUCAGGGACCUGGUGUUUUCUACAGGAGCCUCCGGGAUUUUGCCUGCUGUUCUCAGGACUAGGUCUUGGAUCACUGACGGCCGCAUUGGUUUGUAACUUGGUAGUCGGAGUUACCUUGCUUCAGGCUCGACUCCUAAGAGCCUCGGGGGAGGAUCGCAGAAGGAGGCGUCGAGGUGCUCGUUCCCAUGACCUGGAAAUGAUGGUGCAAUUGUUGGCUAUUACCAUUGUUUCCUGCGUUUGCUGGAGCCCAUUAUUGGUCUCUGUUGUGAUGCUACAGGCUGGAGCACCACUCCCUCGCCCGAAUUGGCUGCUGUUCACGGUUCGCUUAGCUUCAUGCAAUCAGAUUUUGGAUCCUUGGGUUUACAUUCUCCUAAGACGUUCUGUACUGCAUCGACUCUGCAGCAUCUUUGUGAGGGUUUCACGAGUGCGAGGAGGGAAACCAAUUCGUUGGGAUCCAAGGGACUUUCAGAGCUCAGAACACAGCCAAAUCAGCCACCUAUAGGUUCUAAGUAUUAAGAAAUGUACAGAGAUCAUUCAAGGAAUAUGGACCACUACAUAUAUCAAUGGACCUUGUGCUUGCAUGGUUGAUACAGAAGAAUCCUAGAGUGUAGACUACGUAGGUCGCUUGUAAAUAUGUAUAUAAAAUGCAGACUUUUAUGAGAGUGACCCACUAACUGAUGAGAUGUACUAUUGCCUUAUUGGUGUGCAUAUGUAUUACUGAGAAGGUCACUGUAGUAAAUACACUCCCGUACACACAGAGGCUGGCAGGUAACAGCUCUGCACGAUACCUUUGUACAGACGGGGCCUCCAUCAAUGGAACCUCAGAAAUUUAUACCAGAACAAAAUCACAGUGACUGUUUAACCUCACUAUGUUCUUUUCUAAUAGUAAU